This is a messenger RNA of Insectozyma verbasci, 576 nucleotides long. The record is from the annotation of a GenBank genome assembly. NCBI's taxonomy places the organism in Eukaryota, Fungi, Ascomycota, Pichiomycetes, Serinales, Debaryomycetaceae.
AUGAAAUACAUUCAAACUGAUCAAAUCUUAGAUAUUCCAGAAGACGUUACUGUUGAUAUUAAAGCUAAAGUCGUUAAAGUUACUGGUCCAAGAGGUACUUUAACUAAAGAUUUAAAACAUAUUGAUGUUACAUUCACCAAAUUAAACAACAGAGCUAUCAAAAUUACUGUCCAUAAUGGUGACAGAAAACACGUUGCUGCUUUAAGAACAGUUAAAUCAUUAAUUGCCAAUUUAAUCACAGGUGUUACUAAAGGUUAUAAAUACAAAAUGAGAUUCGUUUAUGCGCAUUUCCCAAUUAACGUUAAUGUUAUUGAAACAGAUGGUCAAAAAUUUGUUGAAAUUAGAAAUUUCUUGGGUGAAAAAAGAGUUAGAAAUGUUAAAAUUCAUGAAGGUGUUACUAUGGAAUUGUCAACUGCUCAAAAAGAUGAAUUAAUUGUUACUGGUAAUUCAUUAGAAGCUGUUUCACAAAAUUGUGCUGAUAUCAAACAAAUUUGUAAUGUCAGAAAUAAAGAUAUCCGUAAAUUCUUGGAUGGUAUUUAUGUUUCAGAAAGAGGUACUAUUGUUGAAAAUGUUUAG